Molecule: messenger RNA, 1171 nt
Organism: Rosa chinensis
Lineage: Eukaryota; Viridiplantae; Streptophyta; Magnoliopsida; Rosales; Rosaceae
Exons: 6
Coding region: 82-735 (217 amino acids)
Source: RefSeq, a predicted model, not a curated record
UCUUUUCUUCUGCUGUCGAAGAGAGGGAGAGGGAGAGGGAGAGGGAGCAGCAAAGCAAAGAGAGAAAUUCAAAUUCCGAAAAUGGCGAGAAAUCUGAGGGUGCAACAGUCUCUACUUGUUGUUCGUAAGCUGCUUCCUGGAUCCAGACCCCUAGCCCUAAUCCCAACCUCCCAAUCAUCUCCACUUGCUGUUCAAAAGAAAUCAUCUCCACUUGCUCUUCAAAUUUACAGACCCUUGUCCACUAUUUCAGGUCAUGUCGCACAUGAUGAAGCAUCGGUACCUGUUGAUUCUCUAAUUCGCUUUUUACCCUUAACCUCGAGCUACACUGCUCAAUAUGAUUACAUACUGAAGGCAAUCCGAGAUGACUGUUUGAAUGUGGUCUGCUGCUUCUAUGCGGGGAGCCCACCUAUGCACUUACCUCUAAUCGUUCAAGCUUUCGUGGAGAGAUUCCCACAUGUAAAAAUAUAUCAUUUUCUCAUUUUUACUCUGCGUCAGAAUAAUGACACUUAUGAGGCUGCUAUGAGAAUGUUGAAUGUUACCAGAACACCGUUGUUCCAUUUCUUUCGAAAUGGUAAAAAGGUUGAUCAGCUAGUUGGUGAAUCCAUCGUGCUCUUGGACAAGACUCUUAAAAACCUUUACAACAUUCGAGAACUUGACACACAAGCUAAGGAAGUUGCAGAUCAUAAAGGAGCUGUUGGAUGGAGUGAGAGCAAAGUGUCCGCCUCGUUGGAGUGAUCAAGGCUGCUCAUUCUGUGCCUUGGACCGAGAUCGGCAGUUAAUUUUAAAAGUAUUUCCCCUACGAAAGUUGUGCUAACCACCUCGGGUGGUUAUCCAAUUGGGGUCUCUUUCCCGUUGAUCUACGUCUGGAAUGAUCUGGAGCUAAUCUGGCCGUAAGAAUUCUGUUAGUGUGAGUUUGGAGUUAAAGUUGGUGUAAGUUUGUGAACAAAAAAAGAGUGGGACCGAGUUGAGAGGUAGAAACAGAUUGAGCCAUUGCGGGGUAAGUAGUGGGUACUAUGCAUCCCUUCCAUUGAGGCCUUCAACCAAAGCAGGAUUUCAGUUGUCUCCAUCCUCGCCUUCUCCUCCGCCGAAACUAUCACCGACACCUCUCCGUUUUAAUCAAUUGAAUUGUUAUCCCUCCCUUUUAAUCAAGUUUGGGUUCUGUUUACUGUUA